UUCUAUCUUUUAACAAAGGAUAGAAUUGAGAAGGUUUGUUUCAAAGUCUUCCCAGAUGAGAUAAAGAUAGGACACCGCCAUCCUCAACUACAAAUUCCUUCUCUCAGUUCUGCAGAAACGCAUGUUGAGUUGUGUAGUGAUAUUGAAGAAGCAUAGAUCAAGAGGCUCUGGAGUUUUAUCAGAUAUAGAAUGGAUUCUUCUUGUAACCAACAAAACAAACAUGGGAUCAUGGUUGAAAGUCAGGGAGGUGAUGGUCUUGACUCAGAUGUUUCGAGCAGCUCUAUUUCAACGACUCUUUCAGAUUUCAUGGAUGAUGCAACCACGACGACUGAGGCUUCUUCAGCUUCGUCUUCUUCAUCUUCUUCCCUAGAUCAAGUCUCCAGUAGUGGACCUUUGUAUGAGAUGUCCUCUCUCAUGCAACAACUCCCUUUCAAGAGAGGUUUAUCAAAGUAUUUCGAAGGGAAGUCCCAGUCUUAUACAUCUUUAUCCAAUGUGAGGAGCUUAGAGGACCUUGCCAAGCCAGAGAACCCAUACAACAAGAAACUCAAGUCCUGCAAGAGCUAUGGAGGAUUGUUUGAAAGCCACAAAUCUUUGGCUCCCAAAACCAAUAUAUCAAAGAAGCCUUCAAGGGGUUCUUGUUAUGCAGCCAAUGUGAGGAAGAACAACAGUUUCUUGGGCAACGGCAGACCUCCAGUUCCUUCACCUAGAUCUAAUGGUUAUUUGAUUGCUUGAACGUUUAGUAACUAGAAGUUAUGUCAUCAUCUACCCAAAAAAUUCUUUAGAAAGAUUCUUAGCAAUUUUAUUUGUAUAGCUUUUUAUUUGAAACCAUAGACAAAUUAUUAGAUUUUUUUUUUAAUGGUUUUACCUCUCUCUUCUCUCUUUU
Molecule: messenger RNA, 883 nt
Organism: Macadamia integrifolia
Lineage: Eukaryota; Viridiplantae; Streptophyta; Magnoliopsida; Proteales; Proteaceae
Exons: 2
Coding region: 190-732 (180 amino acids)
Source: RefSeq, a predicted model, not a curated record